Molecule: messenger RNA, 8733 nt
Organism: Exaiptasia diaphana
Lineage: Eukaryota; Metazoa; Cnidaria; Anthozoa; Actiniaria; Aiptasiidae
Biological process (GO): signal transduction
Molecular function (GO): ATP binding; protein binding; ATP hydrolysis activity
Source: RefSeq, a predicted model, not a curated record
UUGCACAAAUAAAACUCUCACCGACACCCAUCUCUAUAAAUUGUUUCCGAGAGGACGAUUCCCGGAAAGUCACGUGAUCAAGGGACUUCCCCAGUUCUCAGAAUUAAUUCUAAAUAUAGAAUUUUGCGUCACCGAGAAGAAAAAUCUUGUAUUUGGUGUUCAUUUAAAGAAAAACACUUUUGGGCUUUAGAAUUUUAAUAGGAAUAGAAUAAACAUUAAAUCAGAUUUGUCAAGUUUAUAAUAUAGUUUGUAUUUACCGAACGAGAAAUGUGGCUGUGGUCAAGUGGGAUCCCUGUGUCAGUUCUAUUCUGCGGUACCGCGCUGUAGCACCCUUAGUUCUACCAUAAGACAGACGCACAUAAUUUCUCAGAACCGAAAAGAGAAUGGAAUGAUACUCAAGCCCCCAGUAAAGGACAGUUUUCUGACUGCAUUUUAUAUGUAAUGUAGUCAGAAAAAACUGAUUUCUAACUCAUUUUCACGCAUUAGAACAGCUCUCGUAUCUAUGUACUUCGAUUCCCGGAACUUUCAUUGACAAAUUCGCGGAAUCGUGACUGUGUAAAAAUUGUAUAGCCUCGAAAUGGCUUCUUCUGACUGGCUUCUUCGUUUAUUCAAGUCCUAUAGCUUCUUCAAAGUUGAUUAAAGAUGGAACAAGGUACAACCUUAAGAUUGAUUUACGUCAAAGAUUUGCGUGAUAACACAACAGCCCUUGGAGAAUUUUCAAAAUGCUUGGACCCACAAUUCAAAAGUCUCAAGAACUGGGAACACUUUGCAUUUACCUUGGGUGUCCCCCCAUAUGUGAUACGUACAUGCAAGCUCUACUUAGAACACAGUCCUACGAUAAAAGUGUUUGAGUAUCUGGCUAUAACCAGGCCAGAUAUGACAAUUAAUGAACUUCUARAUGUAUUAACAAGAAAUCAACAAAGAGCAAGACCUGAUAUCAAAGCUAUGCUUGAAGUGUUUAAGAGUGGCGAUAAAGUAUCUGUAGUUAUUACCAAUUCUACAGAUGGUGCAUGUAUUUUGGAUCAGAUUGCCUUGAAACUUGACUCAGCUAGCAGGCCAACAUGUAACUGGAUGGACUUUGGUUUGGAACUUGGUAUUGUACGUGAAAAGCUCCACCAGUUUGAAAUGUACAACUAUAAUCCAACAGAAGCACUAUUCAGAUUUCUGUAUGCAACAAGUAAAAAAACUGUUAAAGCAAGUGUAAUUGUUGGUUACCUGAAGGAGAUGCAGAGAGAGGAUGUACUUACAGAAAUUAGAAAUGCAACACACCCAACAGAUUUAGACUUCAACAAUGCCAAGGAUAUCUUGAAACUUGGAUCAGACCUUCUYGAUAAGACUUCAAAGAUGCUAAAUAAACCAUGUCAAGGUUUGGAAGGAUGGAGGGGAAUUGCACGUCGUCUKAUGACUGACCAAUAUAUAGAUGAMCCUGACMUCAUUCGCAGCUUGGAGCCACCAAUUCUGCAUGAAAUCCACAGCCCAACUAAGAAARUCAUUGAAUGGUUAGCAGCUAAUAAGCACAAAACAAAACUUGCUGAUGUUGUUGGAGCCUGUAAGAAAAUCCAGCGUUCUGAUGCCAUACAAGUCCUCAUGGAACGAUUUUCCAGGGCAUUAGAAUUUUCCUAUUUUGAUGUUCAAGAAGAUAGCCCUCCCUCUUCAUUGCGCUAUAGCAUCCAAGAAACUUCAGAGAAAGGAAACAUUCUCAAAAGUGAGGGACGUCGUUUUGGUUUACCUGAAUCAACUGCAGAAUGUAUGCUAAGGGUGCAAGAAAGAGACGAGUUGGUGUCAUAUCUUUCAAGUGGUCAAUACCAGAUGGUUGUUCUGCACUCUACCCCUGGUUAUGGUAAAACAUCACUAGUGUUGUACGUUGCCGAUGAGCUCAUCAAAACCCAUGGUUACACUUGCAUUUAUAUAAAUUCCAAAGGUGUCUUUAACCUCGAAGACUUUGCUGUCAAGAUCUUAUCAACUUGUGGAAUUCCAGCUCCUAACACGGGAGCGAAAGAUAGGGUAAAAAUGCUCUUCAAGAAUUUAAACCAAAAGUGCGUUCUUAUCGUGGACAACGUUGACCACAUGUUCCAUGCGAAUGAUACAGCACAGUUGAAUGACUCGAUCAGUAGCACCGGCAGUCUCAGCUCUCCAGGCAUGUCUUCUUCUGCUGUCCCCUCUUUGUCAGCAAGCUUUCCUGGAAUGAACUCCAAUACUGCAAGAACAUCCAUUGACAUCUCCACAAGCUUUCCUGAAAUGUCCUCUGCUUUAGACAAUUCUUCUACCUUUCCAGUAAUGUCUAGUGACAUUCCAGGCACGUCCAGUGACAUCCCAGGCACGUCCAGUGACAUUCCAGGCACGUCCAGUGACAUACCAGGUGAUGGAAACAAAACCCCAGAAAGGAAACGCUCAGCACUUCCUCUGUUUGAUGGGAGCAAUUCACAAAAGGAUGAAUACCAGAAUUUCUUAAUAGAAAUUAUACAGUCUGUGCCAGCAAGUGCUCCAAAUGUGUCAGUUCUUGCCACUUCAUGGGAGUCCUUAACCACCACGAAAGUUAACGCCAAGCAAACGAAAUUGCUCCCUCUGUCACCUGAAAAGUCGAAAGAACUUCUUUUGCACAAAUGCAAGUCUGUUCUUGGAAUUGAGGAAUCGAGUAUAUCCGGCGAUCUUGUCAGUGAAAUUGUUAAAUGCUGUAGUGACGUUCCUUUGCUUCUCUGCUCUGCAGUGACUUUCAUUGAAAGUUUUGGGUCAUUUGAUGAAGGUGCAAAUAAACUGGUUGCUUGUCCACUGGAACAGCUAACUACAAAAUUAUCUCCGGAUGAUUUACCUUGCGAAGAGCACUUCAACUAUUGUCUUGGGGUCUGUUUCAGCCGCCUUGAAGAAAUCACCCAGAAAGUGCUUGUGAAUGUGUCAGUUUUCCCAGGGCCUUUUUCCACAGAGAUUGCUGGGGCCGUCUUAACAGACACUGUUCAAGGUAAUGAUGAGCUCGAACGAGCGUUAACAACGUUGAGAAGAUUCAAUUUUCUUUCACAAGUCGGAGAGAAAUACUACAUGUCUUCUGCAAUCCGGUCGUUUGUCAUCCACAUUGCGGAUGAAACAGAUUCAAGGAAGCGCAUUCACCAAGAUGCUCUAUCAAAGUUUGCGGAUCACACCUUURAAGUCAUUUCUGGAAUUGAAAGAGACUUUUUCAGUCGUGAUUGUAGAGAUGCCAUACAAAGGUAUAGAGAUCAGGAAGAAAACCUGAGAGAAAUUGCGCGUUGGUGCAUCUCCGAGAGUCAUCCAGUGUCUCCAGGCGUUAAACAGAGCAUUAUUGAAUCCUUUGCGAAAUGUUAUUGGAUCAUGAAGUUGAUGAGACCCCAUCUAUUGAAGAUCAUCACCCGUAGCUUUGCUAAAUAUUGCAAACCUAUCAACUCCAGGUAUUACAUUGAAAGCUUGAUCUAUUCUGGUGCAACGUUUGUAAAAUGCUGUCACUGUCAGCCAAAACUUUGCGCGUUUGCACUCUGGAAAGCGAUGACUUGUUUCAAGUCGGCAGUCAAUGCAAUGUCCAGAGAAAGUUCAAGUACCACACCUAAUGGAAAAUGGUUACAAAAAGUAUUCCGCCGUCGCUCUCAAACCAAACGCAGCAUUACUGAUCUGGAAACCAUUGUCAAAUGUACGAUUAUAUCUGAAGAAGCGAAAGCAGAAAUGCUUGUUAAAUAUGGCAAAUGUAUAGCUCGAAGUGGUUUGGAUGAUGGGUUGGCAUUUAUUCAAACUGGAAUUGAAAAACGAAGUCAGAUUCGCACGAAGAACGGAUCCAGUCCAAAGACUAAUGUCAUGGUUGCACUUGGUUAUCACGAUCUGGCAUGUGGUUUCAGCUACCUAGGGAGUUCUGACAAGUCCAUUGAGUUACGUGAAAACAGAGUACUUCCAGUGUAUAUGGAACAUCUUGGGCUUUGUCAUCCAUUCGCAUCUAGCGCUCAAAGUCAUUUAGCAAAUUCUUAUCACGCUCUUCAAUGCUAUGAGAAAGCCAUUCAAAUGUGCGCAACUGCUUUGACGAACAGAAUGGAAUUGUUGGGUGAACAUCCUGAAACAGCAAGUUCUUGGUUUGAUAUGGGAUGUAUCAGGAGUGAACAAGCGUCUCUGUGCGAUCAGCCAGAUGUCCGGAAAACAUUGUACGAAGAAGCGCUAGAGUCCUUGCAAAACUCACUUGCAAUGCGUGAAAAACUUGCCUACACACCGAGAGAGACAGCUCAAACCCAUUCCGAGAUUUGUGACGUGUUGACACGUCUAGAAAGACACGAUGAGGCAAAGGAGCACGAAGAGAAAAUAUACCAACAGAUGAAGAAAUUAUCGAUUGACUUGGGAUGUGCUUCUAAAGAUAAGCUUAAAUAUGUUGAAGAUUUGUAUAACAAUCCUGCAGCACUUGAUAAAUUUUCAAGAUGCAUGGAUCCACAGUUCAAAAAUAUCGAAAACUGGGAACUCUUUGCGUUUGCUCUUGGUGUUCCUUCGGUCACUAUACGUACAUGCAAACUGUACUUAGAAUAUAGUCCAACAAUAAGACUGUUUAAAUACCUGGAGGUUACAAAGCCUGAUAUGACUGUUGGUGAUCUUCGUGCUGCCUUAACAAGAAAUCCUGAAAGAGCUAGAAAUGAUUUAGACAGAAUGCUUAAAGAUAAAUUGACAGAUGAAUCUAAAGUAUCUGAAGCUAUUACCAAUUCUACUUCUGAAGUCUUGGAUAAGAUGGCACUGAAGCUUGAUUCAGCUUCAGCACCAACAUGUACGUGGAUAGAUUUUGGUCUUGAGCUAGGGAUAACCCGUGACAAACUGAAGGAAUUUGAGAUGUACACUAACUACAAUCCAACAGAAGCACUAUUCAGAUAUGUUUACACAUCAAGUAAAGAAACUGUUAAAGCAAAUGUGAUUGUUGGUUACUUUGAGAAGAUGGAUAGAUGGGAUAUCCUUGAAGUGAUCAAACAAAUGAUACUGGCGUCAGAUAUUGACUCCAAGGAUGCUCAAGACAUUUUAAAACUUGGAUCAGAACUUCUUGAAACAAUUUCCAGGAAGCUAAAUGAAGAUUGUCCAGGUGUGGAAGGCUGGAGGGUACUUGCAAGUCAUUUGAUAGCUGACCAGCACAUUGAUGACCCAGACAUCAUAUCAAAGCUGGAGCCACCACGUCAACAUGAAAUUCACAGUCCAACUAAGAAAAUCAUUGAAUGGCUUUCAGCCAAUAAACAAGUUUUUGAUGAUGUCCCAACAUCCCCUCCAUAUAGUGUGCAAGAAACAACAAAAGCUGCAGAACACAUUCUUAAAGAUCACUUGAGAAACUUUGGAUUACCUAAACGAAUUACAGGAAUAAUUGGGCGUGAAGAAAAUAAGGCAGAAUUACUUGAACAGAUUCUGCAUCCUGAAAAUCAUUUGAUUGUACUUCAUGCUGCUACAGGAUAUGGCAAGGAAACGUUAGCAGUUGCAACAGCCUAUGAACUCAUUGACAAACAUGAUUUCACGUGCAUAUAUGUAGAUUCCGAUGGUAUCCUUUCCGUUGAAGACCUCGCUAUUACAAUUUUGACAACUUGUGGAAUUCCAGCUCCUUCAGUUGGUGAAAAGGAAAAAUUACAGGAGCUCUUAAAAAUCGUCACGAGAAAAUGUCUUCUUAUUCUGGAUAACUUAGAUCACGCAUUUCAUGCUGACGACAAGAGAAGAGACAGCAUGGACAAGAGCAUAAGGACGACAUACAAGCCCAGCUUUUCUGGAAAUUCAACCGCGUCUUCCAAUAUUUCUGAAUCAUCUGCCGCUGCUUUUGCCAGUUCAUCUGCCAACUUACCUGGAAUUCCCACCAGCAUUUCAUUUGCGCCAUACAGAAGUGGCAUUGUUCACUCGAUAAGUCAUGACAGUUUCACUGCAAAUACCAGUCACUGCACUAGCAGCAACUCAAAGCAGUUUCAGGACUUUCAGCAAAUGGACAGAAAGGAGGAAUAUCAGAAGUUUAUCGAAGAUUUAUUGAAGUAUUCCACUAGUUGGACAAUUCUUGCUACAACCUGGGAGUCUUUCUCUACUGCUGUUAACACCCAAGAGUUUGAAUUGCCGCCACUGACGCGUUCCCAUUCAGAAGAACUCUUUUUAAGUAGGUGCGAAUUGGCACAUAGAAUCGACAGGUCCAAUAUUCCACGUGAUCUCCUAACAAAUGUCCUAAAGUGCUGUAGUGGUAUUCCACAACUACUUCGUAACGCUGCUGCGGUCUUUGUGAAAGUUGGGUUUGAGGCUGGUGCAAAUCGCAUUGCUUCUAGUCCCCUUGAGCGGCAAUUAGAAUUGCUGAAUACUAAUAAGAUGAGCCAAAAAGAACGUUUUAAUUACUGUCUUGGCAUUUGCUUUGAUCGCCUUACUAAAACAUCUCAAGAUGCGUUGAUGAUGAUCUCCGUGUUUCCAGGUUUCUUUUCACUUGAAGUGGCUGCAACGGUUUUCAAGGCCAUCAUUUCAAACAAAACUGAGCUUGAGGAUGCGCUCACUGAAUUGAUGGAUUUCAGCUUUCUGUGUUUCGACCAAGAUCAAAAUGCAUACUAUUUAAGUCCUGCCAUGAGAUCGUUUGCAAUCUAUAAAGCAACACACGAACCACCAACGUUAACCUCUUCUGAAAGCGACGAUUGCUUUGGAACGGAACUAAGCCAUACGUACAAGAGUGCCAUCUCAAGAUUUGUGUAUUACACAUUUGCUAUCACGCUCAACAUAGAAAAUGAUUUCUUCAGCAAACACAGUGCUGAUGCCAUCCAGAAGUACAGAGAGCAAGAGCCAAACCUCAGAGAAAUAGCAAAUUGGUUCAUCUCGGAUCGACUCUCCAACGAUCCUGACAUGAAGCGCCUCAGGUACUACAUCAUUGAGUCAUUCAUAGCAUGUUACUUGGUCAACAUCAAGGUGAUGAGUGGGAAUUUAUUGAAGACCAUCCUGCGUUGGUUUUUACGGUUUUGUCGAGAAGAGGAAGGCAUGAACAGCACCCACGAAUCAAAGAAUGAAGGAUCAAAGGAUUGCGCAAAGAAGCAAUACGUCGAAUGUCUGACCUAUGGCGGAGUUACAUGCAUCUUGGGUUGUCUCUGUGUACCACAGCUAUGUCCAAUUGCUCUGGAUCAAGCACUGUGGUGCUUUAAUGAAGUUUUGGAAGUGUUAUGUACCCAAGCGAAGGCAACCUUGAAAAUGCACUUCGAAAUCCUGUCCACGUGUGAGUCCAUGUCCAAGGGAGCCCAAACUCAAUUCCUUCUUAAGUACGGCAAGUGUUUGGUUCGGCAAGGACGAAAGGCUGAAGGGCUGAAAUUCGUCGAAAGGGGGAUUGAAAUACGCGAGGAAGUGUUCGAGAAAUCAAAAUCCACAAAAGAUUGCGUUAUGGUGGCAGUGGGAUACAAUGAUCUUGCAAGUGCCCACAGCUAUAAUAACGAUGCGAAUGGAACAGCCAUUCAAAUAAGGCAAAGCAAAGUCCUACCUGUUUAUGAAGAGCAUCUUGGUCGACAUCCAUUCACAGCCAGUGCUCUCAGCCAUUUAGCACAUGACUUCCUAGCACUUGAUUUCUACGAAGAAGCCCUCAAAGCAUGCCAAAGAGCUUUGUCCUACAGAAAACGAUUAUUUGGCGAACACUCUGAAACUGCUCGUUCUCUGUUUGAUAAGGGGCAUAUUUUGAGAAAACAAGCGGGUCAAUUUAAAGAUCAUGGUGACAAGCAGUCAUCGAAACUUAAAGAUGCGCUUUUUUACCUGAAAGAAGCACUUGAAAUGCGUCAGCAUCUUGCAUUCACAUCUAAAGAAACGGCAGAAAAUCACGUGGAAAUAGUUCGCGUGUUGAAAUCCUUAGGRCGAGAAGAGGAAGCAAAAGAGCACGAGGAAAAAGCAGGAAUUUGUAUGAAGCAAGUAGACUAUUCUCACAUGGGUGAAUGCAUGGAUUAGUCAACAAUUUAAGUCAUUUUCGUCCACACACAGUAUCAUUCAAGGCCCUCGCUGGGUGGCAUUUUGAAAAGCAACCGUUCCUGUGCCAUCGAAGCGAGAAGACCAACGACUUCCUUCAUGAUAGUUUAGCUAGUGGUAUUGCCAUCAGCACAGACGGUAACUUGAACGAGAAGACUAUUACUAAUCCAGCUGUCCGCAGAAAUAGACCUUGCGAACUUUUUCUCUUUUUCCUCUGACAAAGGAGCAACGUAUAAAAUAUUAUCAAUUUUUCUUUUUUUCACUUUGUAUUUAUAAUUCUCUCACAAUUGUUUUUAAAAUCGGUUGUUGAACGACCUUUCUAGAWUAUGUAGAUAUCGUUUGAUAGCACAACACGAAGCACACACUACUGUAUUGUUAUUUCGAUUUUAUGAGAUUUUCAAUUUUUCUGAGCMUACUCAUCGCUGAAUUUAUGCGACUUGACAUUCACAUAUUCACGUUUUUAUUGAAUAGUUUUCUAGCAUAUUUACAUUAGCUUUAAAAAAAUUGAAUUUCCUAAUGUUUUGUAAAGAAGUUUUUAUAGUCAGUAAACAUGGCUGCUGGUCGUGCUCGAAGAAAUAAUUGCAUCUCCUGCAGGCAUGUCUCUGCUGAGAGACCAGGACGUAGUACCAAGAUAAUAUUURUAUUCUGAUAACAUCAAUAUUCUCUUUUCAAAAGUGGAUUCCUAUUGAUGACARCGUAAAAUGUUGUACAGCGGUUUGUACAAAAUCUGAAAAUUUCAACAAUAUAUGUAAAAUAGAUUAGGCACGAAUAAACCAAUGUAUCGUUAGUCAGAUGAAUUUGAAUAUAGUGACAAUAAUUUUCAUCUACCUUGAA